GGGGCUGUCACGUAAACGCGUUUACGUUUAUGUAGGUAUUGUACUCCACGGUGUUACGUUAGUGACAUGAUAACGUUCAUUACCGACUUUUUAUAGCCCCAGAUUGGGAUGAUACUUGGACAUACAAAGAGCCGCUUGCACUACUCGUGUGAUCCCUGAUUUUGGUACACGAUUCUACGUGCUUUUGCUUUUUUUUUUCAAAAAAAUUUGAAGACUUAUUGGAAAGCAAAAAAAGAACAAUGACGACAGCACGCUUCCAGCGACCGAAGCUUGCUGAUAUCGGUUUUACUACCGAUGAUAGCAGUGUAUUUUAUCGUCCACAGUGCUCCAAGUUCCCAUUGGUAGUCUUGGCCAUCUACCGGGCAGUUGUAGCCCUGUACGUGACUGGGUUCUUCAUUGUUGUAUUGGGCUUUUCCAUUAAGAACCAGGGUGGUGCAUCAUUUAUCUACCUGACAACGUACGCCUUCAUGAUCUUCAUUGCGUACAAUGUGGCGGCAACUGUUAACGUCAUCUGGGAUGGAUGUAUGAAGCGGAGAACUGCAGGGGAAGGACUUCUCCUCCGUCAUAAGACCCACUGGUUCCUCUUUGCCAUGACCACUGACAUAAAUUUCCUGGUGACGCUCGUGUACUGGUGCGCCCUCUACAUGCCCUCCCUCCCGCUCAUCUAUGAUCUGACCAUGCACACCUUGACGUCAGUAGUCUGUCUGCUGGACCUAGCCCUCACACCGGUGCCUGUCCGCCUCCUGCACUGCAUCUACCCCUUGCUCCUAGGCACCGUCUACCUGGCCUUCACCGUAGUCUUCUGGGCAGUGGGCGGCUACGGGCGUGAACCCAUCUACUGGCUCCUAGAUUACAGCAAUUAUCCAGGCCGGGCGGCUGGCGCAAUCGUGGGUAUCUUUGUGGCAUUGCUAUUCCUGCAUGUUGUUGUUUGGGCCCUGUACAAACUGAAACUCUGGAUCUGGUUCAAAUGUGAUGGUGGCACAAGGCCCCGCCAGAUGAGGGCAUCAGUAACCAGUGCGGAAGAACACUGCAUCGAACAGGAAAAUUUAGUCAAAGAUCCACCCACUGCAGAGCUGAUCGGAACACCCAAAGUAUAAGUUCAAAGCAUAUCCCUUCCAUAGUGUUCAUAGACAAGUCCAAUAGUCCAUGCCCAGAACAUGUAUGCAUGCAGGUACCUAUUAUCCCAGUAAGUUCAUCACAAGUCAUUAAGUUCAAAGUUAUGCUCAGCAAGCUGUUCCAAGUAACGAUAUUUGUGAAAAAAACAAAGUCCGUAAACAGCUAACUGUAGAUCUCUUCAAUGCGUACACCUGCUGGUCAAUUAGUCCCUCAGUCAUAUUCAUGACAGUGUUUUAGUCGAAACUAUCUCAAGACCUCUCAAAAGACCAGACACAAGACCUCACACAAGACCAGUCACAAGUAACAGGGUGACCACUGAUAAAGGAAUGCAUUUGUUACAUGUACAUUUCAUUUGACAAGCGUGGGACUUGAAGACAGAGUGGUGGUCUUGUGUUGGUCUUGGGGGGUCUAUAAAUGGUCUUAAGAGGUCUCGACUACGACGAUUCAUUGGCCAUAACAAUGUAUUGGUAACUUAACAGCCCCCUCAACUGUGUGUUGUGAAUCCAACUCUGAAAUGGUACUUUGUGAUCCAUAGCUGAAAACGAAUUGACCUAAUAAAGUCAUUGACCCUAUUGUGCAAAAGUAUCUUAUUUUCACUUGUCAUCUUAACUUAAAUAUAUUGUAUCUUUUAUUGGUUCGUGCUUGUUAGUACAUGUUUGGAGGAACCCAUACCUAUCUUCAGUAUCCUGAUAUUUAAUAUAUGAUAUUAAAUUUGAUCAAGAUGUGUAUUUCGCUGUACGUUGCCAAAGAAAAGUUCUAAAUGAGCAGGUGAUGUAAGUGCUUAUGAAUAUGAACGGUCAGUUGAUUGUUAUGCAUUACCAGAUCCUUGAGGUACAGUACUUACUGUAAUUAUUAAGCUAAAUGUAAUCAAGUCCUGGAAAAGUAUUAAAAGAUUGUUUUUGGAGCCCAA
Molecule: messenger RNA, 2026 nt
Organism: Acanthaster planci (crown-of-thorns starfish)
Lineage: Eukaryota; Metazoa; Echinodermata; Asteroidea; Valvatida; Acanthasteridae
Product: protein rolling stone-like
Cellular component (GO): membrane
Source: RefSeq, a predicted model, not a curated record